AUGAAAACUUUUUCAGAAAAAGCUUUAAGAAAAGAAUACAAAAAGAAAGCAAAUGCAAUUAUAAAAAAUUUUGAAUUAGCAUUAGAUGUAAAAAAACAAUAUUUAAUCAAUAUAAAUAGUCCUCAUUCAAUAGAAUUGAUGCAUAACUUGAUCAAAUUCUGAAUGAGAACUUAAAUUUCAUGUAGAUAUAGCCUAAGCAAUUAUCAUCGGAUUUACAAAAAUUCAAUUCUAAUACUUUACUUAAUUUAAAAAAUGAUGAUUUUCAAAAGUAAAUCAAUAAAGAAGUGACUUUUUUAAUGAAAAGUAAUAUUCAAAAAGUACUUUAAACAAAGAAAUAAUAAUAUGAAUACUAAUAUAAAGAAGCUCAAACUAAAUGGGAAAAGAAAAUCUAAGAUAAGGAUCAAAAUACAUCAAAAUUAGAGUAAGAGUUUAGAUAAUUAAAAAAUGAAAUAUAAUAAAAUUUGCAAAAAAAUGAAUAAGAAAUUCAAAAAGUUUAAAAAUAGAAAGAAUAAGAAUAUUAGGAAAUCAAAAGAUAAAAGGCGAUAAAAGAGUAAUAAAGGAUAGAGAAAAAGAUGAUCAAAGAAAUAAUGAUGAAGAAAACAUAAGUUUCUUUAGAUGAAUGUGGAAAGUUAGAUAUUUGUUACGUUGUUGAUUUUACAUUGUAUAAAUUUAAUAAAUGAUGAUUUAGAUCUAUGUAACCAUAUGUUGAGCAAGUAAUAUGUUUAGCUUAAAAAUCCUUAAAGGCUAUCAAAUUUUAGACUAAUAGAGAUACAAUUCUUUCUUCGAUUGCAUAUUAUGAUAAAGAAUAGAAACCUACAACUGGAUUAUAUCAUCAAUUUGAUUUCUCCAACAAUAUCUAAAAUUUUGAAAAGUUUAUUAAAGAAGUUAAAUUUGAAGGAGGGCGAGAUCCUCCAGAAGAUGUUAGAGGAGCAUUAGAAUAAAUGAUGACAAAUCUAGAAUGGAAGAGUAAAUUUAAGAUAGCAAUAUUGAUAACUGAUUCUCCUUGUCAUGGCAAAAAAUAUCAUACAUAUCCUAUAGAUUUUCACCCUAAUGACGACAUAACACAAACUCUUCAUUGUUUGAUAGAACAAAAAAUCAUCUUAAUAGGUUUUAAUUUAAACAAUAAGACUGUUAAAAUGUAUGAGGAAUUUAAAAAAAUAUAUGAAGCUAAGAAUGCUUCAGAAUUUUUUUUAUAUAUUGAUGUUGCAGAUUUUAAAGUUAAUUAGUUGGCAGACCAAAUGGCAAUAUCUAUAGUAAGUGCUUCGAUAAAUAUUACUUAAGUAAAAUCAUCAGGAACUUAAUCAAAAAAAUACUAAUAAGAAAGACCAAACAAUAAAGAUGGUGCUAUUGAGGCAUUAUGUAAAUAAGCAGAUUUUUACAAUUUUGAAAAAUAAACAAAAGUAUUUGAUACUUUGUUUAAAGUUUAAAAUUUUAAAAUAAAUGAUUAGGUAUUUAAUAAUAAUAUCUAAUCUCUAAAUAAUAUUGGAAGCAACCCUUAUAAUGAUUAUUUAAUCAAAGAAGAAGGAAAAUGGAAUUGUAUCAGAACUGAAUUACCAUUUGCAUUUGGAUUGAAGAAAGACGUUUUUUUAAUGAAAAAAAAGAAUGGAGAACCAGAAGAAUUAUAUGUAAUAAAAACCCCACUUGGUAGCAAGCCAUAUAAAUCAUAACUUGAGGCUAUUCAAGAUUGCAGAUCUCACUUGAUAUGCUAAUAAUUGAUGAAAAAAUUUAAAAAUGAUAUUUCAGAUGCAUUAGAGUAAUAGAAUUUCAAGAAAAAUUUAUAUCCUAAUGUAGUUUAUAGUGACUUAUUAAUUUUAGAAGAAACAAAAGGUAUUGAGAUAUUUUUUAAUUUAGACAAAUUUUGGAUAGCAGAAAGAAUUUUCAAGGGUGACUUUGUAAAGUAUAACAAUAAUUAUGGUUACAUUAAUGAGGAGAUUACAGAAAUAAAUAAUUUUGCUCAAGCAUUCUCAUAUUAUACAUUCUUUAUUAGUAGAGGAUAAUACAUGAUAAAUGAUGUCUAAGGAGUAGGCACUUAUUUUACAGAUCCUGCUAUUAAUACUAGCACAGGUAUUACAUAUUAAAAUUUUAUAGGGGAUUCCGAUGAUACUGAUUUAGGAUAAGAAGGAUAGAAUAUGUAUUUAGUAAAUUUCUAAUAAAAAAAGGGAUUAGCAUUUGAUAUUUUGAAUCUUUUGAAUUUACUAAAUGAAGAUUAAGAAAAGUGA
Paramecium pentaurelia is the source of this 2219-nucleotide messenger RNA. Lineage: Eukaryota; Ciliophora; Oligohymenophorea; Peniculida; Parameciidae. The record is from the annotation of a GenBank genome assembly.